This is a messenger RNA of Necator americanus (New World hookworm), 1464 nucleotides long. RefSeq lists its product as uncharacterized. The coding region runs from base 1 to 1464 and encodes 487 amino acids. Gene Ontology annotation, biological process: endoplasmic reticulum unfolded protein response; retrograde protein transport, ER to cytosol. Lineage: Eukaryota; Metazoa; Nematoda; Chromadorea; Rhabditida; Ancylostomatidae. The transcript is spliced from 10 exons. The record is from RefSeq and is a predicted model, not a curated record. Gene Ontology annotation, cellular component: endoplasmic reticulum lumen.
AUGUUGCUGAGGCGGAUACGCCUUCUACUCGUCUUGAGUUGCAGUUUCAGCUUUGCUGCAAAAGUUGACGACAGUGUACAUUAUCUGAUCACUUUUGAACGAGCUGAGAAUGGAUUAGAAGGUGGACAACUGUUGGAGGAUAACGAGAAAGCGCUCAAGGACGACAACUCCAUGCGAAUAUCCACACAGAACAAUGAGAACUACAUCUGUAAAAUGCCCGAGUCUUCGAUGACGAAUGAUAACGAUGUUUCAUCGUACACGGGCCCAACACCUGUUGAAUUAUUGGCCCCUGUUUACAAGGAGAAAUUAUGUUCGUAUCGAGUUGAACCAUAUUGGUCAUAUGAGCUUUGUCAUGGACGUUAUAUUGUUCAAUACCAUGAAGAAAAAGAUAUUAGAGGUGUGGGAAGGAGUGCAGAAUAUUAUCUGGGGAAUCUUCAUGUUGAUUACACUACCGUGACAUCCUCAGCAGAUUACAGCAAUCCUCCUAGGAAGGUCAUUGAUGGAGAGGAACAUGCUUAUUUUCCGGUGUUUUAUAGUCAAGGAACAACAUGUGACAUCACUGGAAAGCCGAGGACAACCACUGUAAUGUAUAUUUGUGUUGAGAAUGCCCGGAACCAAAUCCAUUCUUUGAAUGAGGUUUCAUCCUGCAACUAUGAAGUAGUAGUGCUAUCCAGUCGACUCUGCACUCAUCCGGCCUAUAGACCAAAAACUCAACGGAAUCAAGAAAUAAUCUGUUACAAUACAGAUAAUAAUGAGAACUCUAAACCUUUAUCUCUAGUUCAAAUGGAGGAACAUCAUCGAGACACCUACAAAAGAUAUUCGGCCAACCAACAACAAUCAAACACAGAGGUGGAGGACAGCGAGAAAGUUGAAGAGGAAAUUGAGGAUUCUGUGGCGGAAAGACCAUUGAAAUUAGCCGGUCAAAAGAGAUAUGAAGGUGUCGAUUCCUUAGCAAACAAUCGUUUAAUAGUGGAGGACACAGUGAAUAGGAUUAUAUCCGGCAGGGAAUGUAUCUAUGGAGGUGAAGGAUGGUGGAAGUAUGAGUUUUGCUAUGGAAGGAAUGCUCUGCAAUAUCAUAUAGCACAAAAUGGUGAACGAACUGAUGUAUUGUUGGGCGUAUUCGAUGAAAAAAUUCACAAAGCAUGGAUUGAUGAGGAUCCAAAGCAUCGAUCACCCAAGAAGUACAACAAUCAGAUUACGCAGGUGUCUCAUAUUUACACGAAAGGAGAUAUAUGUCACGAAGUUGGUGCUCAUAGAAGUGUAGAGGUUCGCCUUCGAUGCAAAACUGCUGACGGAAGUCCAUUGGCAAUAUCUAUUUCGUUGUCAGAACCCACUUUAUGUCAGUACAUUCUCACGAUAGAAAGUGAAAGGUUUUGUGAGCCACUUCAGUACGCUGACGAAUACGGUCUUAUUGCGUUGGAACCUCACGACGCGUUUGAUAGACAAGGGGCUGGGCCCGAAUAA